ACGAGGUACCAGAAUUAUAUACAACAAGACAUCAAUUUCACAGCACAAGAACAAUUCCGAACCAAAUCCCCAUUACCCUUCACAAAUCUGAUCUUCAGACUAACGUUUCAUCCUCCGCGCUCAUAUCAAUCGUCUAUCCACUUUAGCUUCUCUGGAAGUCUAGCUAGCUCCUUGUGUGUCCCGUACAGGUUUAACACACAAGGCCAAUACUCAUAUUCAAGUUCCAACUGCGAAUUUAUAUAAACCACUCAGUCAUCCACUCCCUCACGAUGGCAUCUGAACCCACCACUCCUGUCCGCGUAUCCAAGAGCGCCGCAAACUAUACCCCCACAACCCAAGAUGCAGAUUUACGAUCACAAAUAAAUUCUCUACUAUUAAAAGACGGGCAUGUCGCUAAGUAUGUCCCUCCCUCUCCCACUUCGAAACCCAGAACUCUCACUAACUUCCCUUCCCAUUCCCACAGAAUCCAAGAAACCCUCCUCCAUUCCCUACACUCCUCCCCCACCAACUGGCCCACCCUAAUCCAAACUCACGCUCUCUCACUCCUCCGCUCAGGAAACUAUACCACAUUCCCUGUCCUCAUGGCCAAAGUCCUCGAAGACAUACGAGCUGAUACACUCGCGCAGUCUUCUUCUACCAAUGGCGUUAAUGGUUCCACAUCCAUAAGUACCUCUGCAGACAAGGAAAAGGACAAGAAAGAAAAAGAAGGCACUGUCAAAGGACGCGGCGAACGCGGACAAAGCCUUGCGUUGCCGAAAAAUGUAGUAGAGGAAGGAGUGAGAAUUACGAGGGAGUCACUAGAAGCUGUGUGUGAAGUGGUGGAGUGAACAGUUAGUUGGGGUGUUGUCUUUUUAUCAUUUGGGUUCCUAGGAAUGAGGGAUGGGAAAUAAUGAAUAAUGUAGAUUUCUGGGGAUGAGGAUCUAGAUGGGUACAGAGCAUAGAAGCAAGGAAGAAAAUAAUAAUGGCAGCAAGCAAGCAACCUGCAUUUUUUGAGGGGGUUUGGGGCCGGGGGUGUCCAUCCUCGAUAUAUACGCACGGCAGAUGUGGAUGCGGAUAUGGAUGGACAUGGACAUGGAUACCAACGAACUAUCCUAUCCCAAAAUCCAGGACUUUCCCUACCUACCUACACACAUCGUUUAGGAUGGCUAUUAUACUUUCAAAGCAGAGAAAGAGAUGUUUUCAACAUAAGCAAUCAUCACAUCACAUCCUGGGGUAUAUAUAUAAGGCGUGCAAAAGGACGUUAGGAAAUUGGGUUUGGAGUUGGAAAAAUGAAAGAAGAUAUUAGGCUGGGAUCCUCUUCGCGAUUGUAUCGUACAUACAUACCUUGUUUGCACUUAUCACAAACGUUAGAUGAUUGAGGGAUAUCAUGUAAAAUAAGUCGAAGCUUCAUAAUUACCAUAUCCAAGAGGCGUUCUGGAAUCUGUAU
Sclerotinia trifoliorum is the source of this 1426-nucleotide messenger RNA. NCBI's taxonomy places the organism in Eukaryota, Fungi, Ascomycota, Leotiomycetes, Helotiales, Sclerotiniaceae. The record is from the annotation of a GenBank genome assembly.